AUGUUUGAGUGCAGAAUAGAUGGGCAAUUUUUUAAAAAGCUCUUUGAAACGUUAAAAGAUAUAUGUACUGAAGUUAAUUUGGAAUGUGAUGAAAACGGAAUUAAAAUGCAGUCCAUGGACUGCAGUCAUGUAUCUUUGGUCGAUUUGAAUAUCAUGUCUGACUUCUUUCAGCACUACAGGUGUGAUAAGAACUGUGUACUAGGGAUAAGCAUAAAUUUCAUGUUAAAAAUAUUAUCAGUAAUAAAGGAGAAAUCAACUGUGUUUUUAUUUAAAGAAGACAGCGAUAAUGAUGCUGUUUUGAAUAUUGGCAUAAUUGAUGAAGAGGAACAGUCAAAUACUGAGGAUUCGUUAGAAAUACAAGUCAAACUUAUAAACACACAAAAAGAACAUUUAGAGAUACCACAAUCUGAGUAUCAUUGUCAAUGUACAAUGAAAUCAAAAAAAUUUCAAGAAUUUACAAAAUAUUUAAAUUCAAUUGGUGAUAAUGUAUCUAUAUCUAUGAAAAAAGAUACGAUGAUAUUAAGUACAACUGGAUCAGAUAUAAAGGUAACAAAACAAUUUACAAAUGAUAUGACAGAUAUAUCAAUUACUUGUUCUAAAUCUGUUUCUCAAGAAUUUGCAACAAGAUAUUUGGUUAUGUUUUCAAGAGCAUCUUCUUUAUCUGAUGAAGUUUUAAUUUCACUCUCUCCUAACAUUCCAGUGUCUAUUAAAUUUAACUUCAAACAGCAACUAACAGAGCUACAAGACAACUCUCACUUGACCUUUUUCCUAGCCCCCAAAAUUGGCGAGUACUAG
This is a messenger RNA of Plasmodium malariae, 795 nucleotides long. RefSeq names its product proliferating cell nuclear antigen 2, putative (gene PCNA2). The transcript has 2 exons. Gene Ontology annotation, molecular function: DNA polymerase processivity factor activity; DNA binding. Lineage: Eukaryota; Apicomplexa; Aconoidasida; Haemosporida; Plasmodiidae. Gene Ontology annotation, cellular component: PCNA complex. Gene Ontology annotation, biological process: translesion synthesis; regulation of DNA replication; mismatch repair. The coding region runs from base 1 to 795 and encodes 264 amino acids. The record is from RefSeq and is a predicted model, not a curated record.